UUUACAAAACAAACCCUACAUAAUAAGGAGUGAUUCAAAAAAAACAUCGCUAAAAGUCCUCAAUAUUGUCUUCACUACCGAACUUCAGGGCGAAAAUGUUUGCAUCGAGACAAAACGAUGAUAUUAGAAACCUUGGCUUUGAUCUCAAUGCGGAAAACGACGAUCCGUUUGCAGUUCCACCGCCUUUAAUGGAAGAUGCUUUAUUAACUGCCGACGACGCAGCACAAGUUGGGGAUGCUGAGAACAUCGGGGACAUAAAUCCCCAGGAAAAUGUUGAUCCAACCCAAGCUCCUGAUGUAACCUCAAAGAAAAAACGCAAUGUCGAUCGUGUUGUAUUGAACGAUGAAAGAUUGUGCUCCGACAAAGGCAUAAAGGCCUUAAAACAUUUGUGCUCUGAUAUGCAGUUUAAAGGAAAAGGCCAUGAGGUUUCUGAUUUGAAUAAGCUUCUUUAUCAUUUUGAGCAUUGGGCUCAGUGUCUUAUGCCGAAAUGGCCUUUUCAAAGUGUGGUUGAGAAAUGCGAAGUGCUUGGUUCAAAAGUCAAAGUGAAGAAAGAGUUGAAGAGAAUCAGAGAAGAAAAUGAUGAGGAAAACAUCUUGAGAGGUGAACAAGAUGACAACGAAUCAGAGGAUGUGGAAGUAGCUGCUGUUGCUGUUAGCACAGAACACGAGAAUAGUGUGCAAAUGGUCGAUGCAGCAGUUGAGCUAACAGAGGAACAGAGAGAUAGAAUCCAAAGAAACAGGGAGCUUGCUCUUCAGAGACGAGAAGCAAAAAGAAGAUGUUUGGAGGAACGUAAUGCAGAGUCACAGGCAGAUGGAAAUAACUCAGAAAUAUUUAUUGGGAAAGUAUUAUCCAAUUCACGAGAAAAUAGCAAAAGAAUGGACAUUUCAUCAGAAAAGACUUCUGCAGAAAAUCAGCAUGAUGACGACUUUCUGAGUGCUAUGGAAGAUGAUGAUGACAUUGCAUGUGAAAGUAUCAUUUGUGCAAAUGAGAAGUCCAAGUCACUUGAUGUGACUAAUAAAAAGAUUCAUGGAGUCACUACACCAUAUGAUACAAUAGAUAGCACUAUUCCAAUUGAAAGCAUUCAAGUGAACAUUCGUGAAAGGAUAAGUAGUAACUAUGACAUUGAGAAUGACAUUGAGGAUAACAAAGAUUUCGCAAUGGAUGAUGAAGGAUCUGCUGAUGAGUUUUUGAACAAAAGUGCAUUUGACCAAAAUCAUUACAGCAACGAAGAAAACCAGGAUGAAAAUGCAACGAUGAUAGAAAAUGAUGGAAUAGCAAAAAGUCAUGUGGGAUCUGGGAACGAGAACAAUGAGACAUCAGAUGAUAAAUUGACUGAAACAAUUGAAAAUGUGGAUAGUCAAUCUGAACUUACGGAUGUUCAAAUGAUAACUCAGGAAAAUCAUUGAAAAAUAACAUGUUCGAAAGAAGCUCUAUAUACAACCUGUUACGAUAAAUACAUUUAUUCUGUUUUAAUUGUCAUUGUUUUAUUUACAAUAAAAAUAUUUUAGCAUUCACAA
Molecule: messenger RNA, 1517 nt
Organism: Xenia sp. Carnegie-2017
Lineage: Eukaryota; Metazoa; Cnidaria; Anthozoa; Malacalcyonacea; Xeniidae
Product: TIMELESS-interacting protein-like
Exons: 6
Coding region: 96-1406 (436 amino acids)
Biological process (GO): replication fork arrest; DNA damage response; replication fork processing
Cellular component (GO): replication fork protection complex; nucleus
Molecular function (GO): DNA binding
Source: RefSeq, a predicted model, not a curated record